Messenger RNA from Coccinella septempunctata (seven-spotted ladybird), 1246 nucleotides. RefSeq lists its product as uncharacterized. The transcript is spliced from 5 exons. The record is from RefSeq and is a predicted model, not a curated record. NCBI's taxonomy places the organism in Eukaryota, Metazoa, Arthropoda, Insecta, Coleoptera, Coccinellidae. Bases 146 to 1090 code for a protein of 314 amino acids.
AAAUAGAACAUAACCUUAUAUAUAUAAAUUUCACCUCUUGAUUUGAUAGUCGAAAAUUUGUUAAAUUUUGGAGUAAUUAUUGCGCUAAUCUAAUAUCUGGAGUGAUAUGUUUUAAGUUUUUUGAGUCGGAGUAUUUAUAUUGAUCAUGGCAAAUUGUAUAAGAAACGUUGUUGGUAAAGUGAGGCAUAUUAAUUCUACUUUAAUCAAAAAGCAACCCCUGGAAACUAGGCCCCUAUUUAACGAAUCAUUGCAGCCACGAUUAAAACAGGAAUCGAGUAUAAAAUAUAUAACCCAAGUAGCUUGUGUGAAUUAUAAUGAGGAAAAACCCGAUAUUUUACAGAAAGGAAAUAGCGUUUCACUGAGUUUGGACAAUAGGGAACUUGCUAGUGAUGUUGUUAUUAAGGAAUAUUUACCAAUGGAAAGACAUUAUAUGAACAACUUAGUACAGUCGGUAACUAUUGGAGAAAACAAAGAACAGCAUUUAGUUCAUGCUGCCGAAAGUAGUCAAUCCCAGAGACAAAGUCAAAGUUCACCUUUGGAUAAACCUACACCAGAAAAUUUGAAUAAAGUAUUUGAGAAUUUAAGCAGAUCACUGCCAAAAUUAUUCGUUCAGUCGAUGGAUUAUAGUAUCUAUCACCCAGAAUUGAUUUAUGAAAAUAAUAUAAGAGGUACAAAAACAGUGGGUUUGUACCAUUUCAUAAAAGAUGUUGCCUUGUUACGUACAGUAGGUCAUUUGAAGUAUGCUUAUGUAAAAUUAGAGGUAUUGAAAAUCACCCAACACCCAGAAGAUUCGACAAUUAAAGUUAGGUGGCGUGUCAGAGGUGUAUCAGGUUUAAGUGUAAUGCUAAAAUUUUGGAAAUACAAGAUAUGGAAUUUGAGAAAUAUUUUAGAACAUUCAGACACGUGGUACGAUGGAUUUUCCACAUUCUAUGUUAAUGGUAAUGGCAUUAUCUUCAAACAUAUAGCGGAUAAGAUGAUGCCAGAUUCUAAUGAAGAACGUUCAGAAGUUCGUCUUCCACAUGAAGACGCAGCCAAGUUGAUGCUUUUGAUAGGUGUAAUUCCCAAAGUUUCAAGUGUUAUAUUACAGUGAUAUCACUCUAGUUCCAGUAUUUAAUGAUGCAAGUAAUUUAUUGUUGAAACCUUCAUCCCUACUAUUAUUGUGUAGUUAAAUAAUUAUUUAAUUUUGUAAUUACUGUAUAUAGCAACAAUAAAAUUUAAAGCGAGCUCCGCUUUAACUAAGGAUAUA